CAACCCAUCAAACCCCCCAAACCACCAGUCCAAGCUGAUCUCUCUUCCCAUUCUCCUAUUAAUACUACCCACCAGGGCACUAGACCCUUCUCCAAAUGGGUUCUUUUCAGGCCAUGGAAGAAGACUCAAAAACCUCCUCAAAUGUCACCACUAGUGAGGACACCAAAGGUACCCACACAACACCCUUCUCUGUCUUCAUCUUGUUCACUGAUCUGGGUUUGUUCUGGUUCAGAGGAAACAGCAAAGGAUUCCAAGGUGGAGUUCUCUGAAGAUGAGGAGACACUCAUAGCUAGAAUGUUUAGAUUGGUGGGAGACAGAUGGAAUUUGAUUGCGGGAAGGAUCCCGGGAAGAUCUGCAGAAGAGAUCAAGAAGUAUUGGACUUCCAAGUCUGUCUCAUCGUCGACUAAACAACAUGAUUGAGAGGAAGAGGCUGUGAAGACCGAAUAGAACUUCAUUGGCUUUAUCUUCAAACAAGUGUAAAUUCAUGUAACAUGUAGUGACGUUGUUGGUUGUUGGUUGUUGAACUGGUGAAGUAUUUGCAGUCA
Messenger RNA from Vitis vinifera (wine grape), 545 nucleotides. Its product is annotated as MYB-like transcription factor ETC3. Gene Ontology annotation, cellular component: nucleus. NCBI's taxonomy places the organism in Eukaryota, Viridiplantae, Streptophyta, Magnoliopsida, Vitales, Vitaceae. Gene Ontology annotation, biological process: cell differentiation. The coding region runs from base 142 to 420 and encodes 92 amino acids. Gene Ontology annotation, molecular function: transcription cis-regulatory region binding. The transcript has 2 exons. The record is from RefSeq and is a predicted model, not a curated record.